CAUCGGCAGCGCGUCGGAGCCACGUCGCGGCGGGUUCAUUACGCCUGCGCGCAGAGCGGCAAGAUGGCGGACAGUGCGGAACUGAAGCAAAUGGUUAUGAGCCUUCGUGUAUCUGAGCUGCAAGUACUUCUAGGAUACGCCGGACGCAACAAACACGGUCGCAAACACGAACUCCUCACCAAAGCUCUGCACUUAUUAAAGGCCGGCUGCAGUCCUGCUGUUCAAAUGAAAAUCAAGGAAUUGUAUCGGCGGAGGUUCCCCUUAAAAAUCCUCACACCGGCGGACUUCUCACUACCUAGCGUGCACUCCAGCACCAUGCCAAGCAACCUGUCGCCCUCCUCCAUUCCUCAGCUUUCUUACGACGGUCACUCCGCCUCCUCCCCACUUCUACCAGUCUCCCUUCUUGGGCCCAAACAUGAACUGGACCUCCCUCACCUCACAUCAAACCUUCACCCCGUCCACCCGGACAUCAAACUACAGAAACUGCCAUUCUACGACCUGCUGGAUGAACUUAUAAAGCCUACGAGUUUAGCCUCAGAUAACAGCCAGCGGUUUCAAGAAACAUGCUUCGCGUUUGCAUUAACACCACAACAAGUCCAGCAAAUCAGCAGCUCAAUGGAUAUCUCUGGAACAAAAUGUGAUUUCACAGUUCAAGUGCAGCUCAGGUUCUGCCUUUCAGAAACAAGUUGCCCUCAAGAAGACCAUUUUCCACCAAACCUGUGUGUAAAAGUAAAUGGAAAACCCUGUAAUUUGCCAGGUUACCUUCCACCAACCAAAAAUGGGGUUGAACCAAAGCGACCAAGCCGACCAAUCAAUAUUACCUCACUUGUACGUCUGUCUACAACUGUCCCCAACACGAUCGUUGUGUCGUGGACAUCGGAAAUUGGACGUAAUUUUUCUCUGGCGGUUUACCUCGUCAAGCAGCUGUCAUCGGCCAUCUUAUUGCAGAGGCUACGGGCGAAAGGGAUCCGCAACCCAGACCAUUCCAGAGCCCUCAUUAAAGAGAAGCUCACAGCUGAUCCAGACAGUGAAAUUGCUACAACCAGUUUACGGGUCUCACUCCUGUGUCCGCUUGGGAAGAUGCGUCUGACUAUCCCUUGCCGAUCGCUUACCUGCUCCCAUCUGCAGUGCUUUGAUGCUACUUUGUAUAUCCAGAUGAAUGAAAAGAAGCCCACAUGGGUGUGUCCUGUGUGUGAUAAGAAGGCGCCGUAUGAGCAUUUAAUAAUAGAUGGCCUCUUUAUGGAAAUUCUAAAGUGCUGUACAGACUGUGAUGAAAUCAAGUUCAAAGAAGAUGGCUCCUGGUCACCUAUGCGGUCAAAGAAAGAUGUGCAGGACGUAAACAGCUCGUGUAAUGGAGUGGACAAUGGGUGCAUCAGCAGUACGGUGGAGCAUCAGGUGUCCUCGCACCAUCAAUCCAACAAAAAUAAGAGAGUGGAGGUGAUUGACCUGACGGUGGACAGCUCUUCGGAAGAGGAGGAGGAAGAGCCCUGUGCUAAAAGGAGUUGUCCGUCGAUAACCCCUGCUUCACCUCUCAGCAACAAGAGCAUGAUGACUCUGCCACACCAGGGUUCUCCUAUAUCUCGAACUCCCAGUUUGCCAGCUGUGGAUUCAACAUAUAUGAACUCCCCACUGAUCCAGGACUACAGGCAUCCCUUCCAUAUGACGCCGAUGCCGUAUGACCAGCUAGGAUUGGACUUCUUUCAGUUUAUGUCUGGAGACAACCAACAUUACAACACAUCUCUCCUGGCCGCUGCUGCCGCCGCCGCUUCCGAAGAGCCGGAUCUCCUUCACUCGUCGCGAUUCUUCCCGUACACCACCUCCUCGCAAAUCUUCCUGGACCAGCUAAGCGCGGGGGCGAGCACCAAUCUACCUGCGACCAACGGAAGCAACAGUGGCAGCAACAGCAGUUUAAUAUCUUCGAACAGCCUCCGCGACAGCCACAACGCAGCCAACCGGGGGCCAGCGGACAGCUCUUCUCUGUACGGCAUAAUCCCAGAUGUUAUCUCUUUGGACUGAUCCCCACAGAUGAGGAACACUUUGGGGAGGGAAUUUGGACCCUCCGCUUGUCACCCUAUUCCUUUAUUUUAUUCUUCUUUUUUUUUUUUUUUUUUUUAUGAAACGUUUAACAAAGAGACAUGUACAGAGAACAGAACUAUAUUUUCAGUUUUACUUUUGUAUAUAAACCGUAAACUUUACUCGUCCCCCCCCUAACAAAAACUGAGACGUGAACCCACCUCUUCCCUCUGCACUUUUUUUUUCCUUUUUUUUUUUUCUCCAACUUGAUCCUGGAGACUGACUCUUGUUCUGGAGACCUCCCCCCUCCCCACCCCCAACCAGUUGGUUGGUCUGUUUUUCUGGCUUCUGAGCAUUACCCAUUACUGAACCCUUUAGAGCAGACACAGUAUUGGUUUGGUUUAUUCACCCCUCCCUCCCCUGCUGGUCACAUGCUUAUGUCAAUCAGUUUUUCCUCGGUCUCCAUUCCUGAACCUACACAGCAAUGAAGCGCCUCCUCCUUUUUUUUUUUUUUUUUGUCUGAUUUUUCAUUUCCUGCACUUUUUAAAAAGUAUUUAUUGGAUCUUGUGGAAGUCUUCACCAGUACACAUGGGAAUCCUGACAUUGCUCUUCUAGGUGGUGCUCGGAGAAGAUCGGGGUGGGUUGGUUGGCAUCUUAUUUGUUGUUGUUUUUUUUUUGCUGCCAAAUGAACAUUUCAACAAAAACAAAGCACUUCUGUUCCCAUCAGCACUGAAAGCUAAGUUACUGAAAAGGCUGUAAGUUUUUUUUUUUUUUUUUUUUUUUUUUUACUUUUCUGGCCCAGCGGUGAGCCGACUACAAUUUCUGAGACUAGGGUUGGUAGUGACACAGAGCUAACACUCUUCCAUUGCAUGGUCUGGUGACAAUUUUUAGGAUAAGAACAAUCCGUAUAGAAAAGUCAGAGUCCACCACGUCAGUUGGCUUAAACCAGGGGGUCUUCAAACUACGGCCCUCCAGUUGUUUAGGAAAUACAAUUCCCAUCAUGCCUAGUCAUGUCUG
This is a messenger RNA of Rana temporaria (common frog), 3030 nucleotides long. It is a transcript of the gene PIAS1, whose product is annotated as protein inhibitor of activated STAT 1. The transcript has 14 exons. The coding region runs from base 64 to 2016 and encodes 650 amino acids. NCBI's taxonomy places the organism in Eukaryota, Metazoa, Chordata, Amphibia, Anura, Ranidae. Gene Ontology annotation, biological process: protein sumoylation; regulation of transcription by RNA polymerase II. The record is from RefSeq and is a predicted model, not a curated record. Gene Ontology annotation, molecular function: SUMO ligase activity; zinc ion binding; transcription coregulator activity.